GUACGCAUGCACAUAGGCAAACACCACCUUUUUAAGAUUGGAGAGCCAUAAAUGCAGAAGCUCCAGUAUAACAGGCCUUCAUAAAAGUCUAGCACAUGCAAUAGCAGAAAAGCGUUGAAGAGUUGUUGUCGUCAUAUUCGUAUUGAUUGUGUGUAUUCUGGUGUUGUUAUUGUCUGCUUGUAUCUGAACUCUCGAAAGAAAUCAGCGUCAAUUGCCAUGCACCAACAAAUGGUGGAGCUUGUGGCUACUGGGAAAACUCAGGAGGUGAAAACUCAGGAUGUAGUGGAUGAAAAUACUGCACUCGUUAAAUCAGAGCUCAGUGAGAUUGCUGAGUCCAUCCCAGACUCAAUCAAAAUACCAGCCUCCAUAUUGAAGCUCUCCAGUACUGCAAUAGGACAAGGUGAAUUUGGCAUUGUGUACAAGGGCAUCCUGACAGACUGGAACAAAGUACCUAUACAAGGGGUGGCCGUGAAGACAUUAAAAGGUCUGUUCUCAUUGUCGGAUGUUCAGAGCAUGGUGUGUGAGGUGAAGAAGAUGCAGGACUUUGACUAUCCUCACGUCAUGUCCCUGAUAGGGGUGUGUCUUGAUGCUAGCCCCGGUAUUGCCAUAGUGAUGCCAUAUAUGACCAACGGGAGUCUCCUCGAUUACCUCAAGAGAGAGAGGAGCAGCCUUGAGCUGGAUGAUGACUGUGACAUUGAUCAGAUUCUGGCAGUGAAGAAACUGCUACUAAAGAUGUGCCAUCAGAUAGCACUGGGAAUGGCCUACUUAGCAGAGCAGAAGUUUGUCCAUCGAGAUCUUGCAGCCAGAACUGCAUGUGAGUGUUAACCAUUGACAGGAG
Molecule: messenger RNA, 838 nt
Organism: Halichondria panicea
Lineage: Eukaryota; Metazoa; Porifera; Demospongiae; Suberitida; Halichondriidae
Product: hepatocyte growth factor receptor-like
Exons: 7
Coding region: 217-825 (202 amino acids)
Biological process (GO): positive regulation of kinase activity; cell surface receptor protein tyrosine kinase signaling pathway; protein phosphorylation
Cellular component (GO): plasma membrane; signaling receptor complex
Molecular function (GO): ATP binding; transmembrane receptor protein tyrosine kinase activity
Source: RefSeq, a predicted model, not a curated record